AUGACUGGCAAUGAAAAUAAUAAUAGUGUCUGCCCUUUACUGAAAAAUCCAGAUUCCUAUAAUCCAGAUACAGUGGAUCUUAUCAAUAAUCUCAAAGCCAGAAAUUAUUGGCUGCCUUGUUUGGAACAAAUGGUGAAGAAAUUCGUAAAGAAAGCCCAACAUUUGAAUCCUAAUGAUCCAUAUGCUAUGAAAAAAGCUGAAGCAUGCUUUCAAGAUUUCCAUGAUCUAGUUGAAAAACUUUCCACAGAUCCUAUGACAUUGAAGCCUCUUAGUGUAAGAACUCUCUUGGAGUUUCAUGAAGACAACUUGAGAGCAAGAAACUUGAAAGAUGCCUGGCUUCUACAGAAGGAAACAGAAAGUGCCCAAGCCCUACUGGAGUUCAGGAAUAGAAUUGACAAAAUUGAUUCAAUCUCAAAAUUUGAAGACAAAUGGCUAGAAAUUAUACAGGGAGUUCUUGCUGGUAAUGUUUUUGAUUGGGGGGCCAAGGCUGUGAUAGAAAUCAUUGAGAGUUCCAAAGAGUUUGGUUUUAUAGAUGCUUUGAAGACAAUUGAGAGAAGGCCUUGGUUUCAUGAUGAUUUUGAUACUUGGCUUGAUAGAAUAAAGCACAAGCCACACAAAUCUUGUGUAAUUUUCGUCGACAAUUCAGGAGUAGAUUUCAUCCUGGGCAUCCUGCCAUUGGCCAGACAGUUACUCUCUUACGGAACAAACGUAGUUUUGACGGCAAACAGCCAUCCAGCUCUGAAUGACGUCACUUUCCGAGAGCUCCAAUUGUACUGUCACAGAGCCGCGGAAAGCUGUGGCAUCAUCGAGAGAGCCAUGAAAGAAAGACGGUUGGUUCUGGUGGAGAACGGUCAAAGAGGGCCGUGCCUAGAUCUUUCCACUCUGUCAUCAGGUUUGUGCGAUCUGAUGAAAUCCGCCGACCUCGUGAUCAUAGAAGGCAUGGGUAGAGCAGUGCAUACGAACUUGUACGCAGAACUGACGGUAGAUUGCUUCAAAUUGGCUGUGCUGAAGAACGAAUGGCUGGCCCACAGUCUGGGGGCUCAGCAGUUCUCCGUGAUUUGUGAUUUCAAAGCUGCAACUUGA
Messenger RNA from Phaedon cochleariae (mustard beetle), 1083 nucleotides. Lineage: Eukaryota; Metazoa; Arthropoda; Insecta; Coleoptera; Chrysomelidae. The record is from the annotation of a GenBank genome assembly.